Candoia aspera is the source of this 3232-nucleotide messenger RNA. It is a transcript of the gene ME2, whose product is annotated as malic enzyme 2. Gene Ontology annotation, biological process: malate metabolic process; pyruvate metabolic process. Gene Ontology annotation, molecular function: malate dehydrogenase (decarboxylating) (NADP+) activity; NAD binding. The coding region runs from base 130 to 1881 and encodes 583 amino acids. Lineage: Eukaryota; Metazoa; Chordata; Lepidosauria; Squamata; Candoiidae. Gene Ontology annotation, cellular component: mitochondrion. The record is from RefSeq and is a predicted model, not a curated record. The transcript is spliced from 16 exons.
GGCGUGGAUUGAGGCAGUCAGUGGCAAGGUAUCAGUAGGUCUGGUUGGGAACAGCCUCGCUAAAGCCCAGCGCUGGAACAAAGAGGUGGAUGAGGAGGUGUUAACUCACUGUCUGGCAAGCUAUACAAAAUGUUCUCCCGGUUAAGAAUAGCUGUUUCUCCCUGCAUGUUGGCACACCGUGGCGUGCAUACGAGAGGAAAAGGCAAGCUCUUGAUGCUGAACCCCAGGACAAACAAGGGGAUGGCUUUUACCUUAAAAGAACGGCAGAUACUUGGACUUCAAGGACUCUUACCUCCGAAGUUUGAGACACAGGACGUCCAAGCUUUACGUUUCCAUAAGAACAUAGCCAAAAUGACGGAUCCCUUAGAGAAAUACAUCUAUGUGAUGGGAAUUCAGGAAAGAAAUGAGAAGCUGUUUUACAGGAUUCUACAAGAUGAUAUUGAACAAUUAAUGCCGAUUGUCUAUACACCAACAGUAGGCCUUGCAUGUUCCCAGUAUGGGCAUAUUUUUAGAAGGCCAAAAGGAUUAUUCAUUGCCAUAACAGAUAGGGGCCAUAUCCGAUCUAUUGUGAACAACUGGCCAGAAAAUGAUGUGAAGGCUGUUGUCGUCACAGAUGGAGAACGUAUCUUGGGCCUUGGGGAUCUGGGAGUCUAUGGCAUGGGAAUCCCCGUUGGCAAGCUCUGUUUAUACACAGCCUGUGCUGGGAUACGCCCUGAUAAGUGCCUUCCUGUAUGUAUUGAUGUGGGAACUGACAAUCAGACACUUUUGCAAGAUCCAUUUUAUAUGGGAUUGUAUCAGAAACGAGACCGUUCACUGCUUUAUGAUGAGAUAAUUGAUGAAUUCAUGGAAGCCAUUGUAGACAGGUAUGGCCAAAACACCCUCAUUCAGUUCGAAGACUUCGGCAACCAUAACGCCUUCCGCUUUUUGAGGAAAUACCGAGAGAAAUACUGCACUUUCAAUGAUGACAUACAGGGGACGGCGGCAGUUGCUCUGGCGGGAUUAUUGGCAACACAGAAGGUCAUUGGAAAGCCCCUCACUGAACACCGGAUCCUCUUCCUCGGGGCGGGAGAAGCCGCCCUCGGAAUUGCAAAUCUCAUAGUCAUGGCUAUGGUGGAAAACGGCCUUUCUACAGAAGAAGCUUAUAAGAAAAUCUGGAUGUUUGAUAAAUACGGCUUAUUGGUUCAGGGCCGGGAACAAGCAGGGGAUGUCAACCAGGAGCCCUUUACUCACCCAGCUCCAGAGCAUGUACCGAAGUCUUUCGUCGAUGCAGUGAACUUGCUUCAGCCUUCUGCCAUUAUUGGGGUAGCAGGAGCUGGGCACCUUUUUUCUCAUGAUGUCAUCAAAGCAAUGGCCGACAUCAAUCAAAGGCCCAUUAUAUUUGCACUGAGCAACCCUACCGCAAAAGCAGAAUGUACUGCCGAAGAGGCCUACACACUAACAGAGGGGCGGUGCCUGUUUGCGAGCGGCAGUCCAUUUGGGCCCGUGAAGCUGAGCGAUGGCCGGUCCUUCAAACCAGGCCAGGGAAACAACGCCUACAUAUUUCCAGGGGUGGCCCUUGCUGUUGUUCUGAGUAGUGUUCGGCACAUCAGUGAUAAAGUCUUCUUGGAAGCUGCAAAGGCGUUGACGGAGCAGCUGAGCGAGGAAGAGCUGGCAGAGGGAAGACUUUAUCCUGCACUCUCCAACAUCAGAGAAGUUUCCAUUAACAUUGCUAUAAAGGUCAUGGAAUAUUUAUAUGCCAACCACAUGGCGUUCUAUUACCCAGAGCCUGCAGACAAGGCUCAGCAUGUACGAUCGAGAAUCUGGAGUUAUGAGUAUGAAUCCUUUUUACCAGAUCUGUAUGACUGGCCAGCAUCUACAUCCUACUCAUCGGACACAUUCUGACCUGCUCAGAGGAUGCGAGAUCCCCAAGGGGUAUCUGAAAUUCUGCUGGGAGCCCCUUGCCAGAACAAAAUUUGAAGUAGGACAGCCUGAGACUUAAAAUUCUCGUUUUGUGCUAAACAACUGAGCUGGGCGCAGCACCAUCACUUGGUUUAUUCACUGUGUUGGAUUUCCUCUCUUCUGAGGUGCAUUCCUAGGGGCAAUUUGGUUGCCUGAAACAGAAUUGAAUACAUUUUUUCUAUUCUCCCCAGGAAGCUAACUGAACAAAAAAUGGGAAAACCCUUGAUUCUUUUUAUCUUUUGUUACUGUUCUGCUGCGUGCUAAAGCUUUUUUCUGUACUAUCCCAUUUCAGACUGUAAGCCGCAGGGGUUUACAUAACUGGAUGCUUCCCCUGAGAUAGGUUUAUUGAGAACAGAACAUUAACAAGUCAAGGAGGGAGGGUUGGCCUUGUCUUCUUCUUGCUAUUUAUUUAUUUUUUUACUUGCAGAACUGUCUUUUUUCAUGGGAGAAGCGUCCAGAAAUGCUGUCUUCCUUUUGUAGUCUAGGGGGAAAAAAUCACCUCUUCAUUCUGCUGGAAGCAUAAAUCAAUGACCAAAUCACUCCAUUUUUGUACUGAUUCUGUCUUUUUGCAACCUUGGCAGCUCCUGCAUCUGUCCUCCGUGCUGACUUCUGUAGCAUGAAUUGCACGAAGCCAGGUUUGCUGACAAGAGAGGCUUUCCUGCUUCCUUGCUGUCUGCAGAGCUGCUCCUCCCCAGAUUCAGACAUAGAAUUCUGUCCUUAGCUCUACAAAGGUUUUUUUGCUCCGGGAAAUAUCAAUCAUUGUCAGCAAGCAAUGCUGCCUUCUCCAGGAUCUGUGCGUGUUUGUGUGCUGGAGUCUCUGAAUUCUGCAGUGAAUAAUGCAACUUUUGUAUUGGCACUUGCUACAUAUCACCUCCCUGACAUUUGUUAUAUAAAUGGGGUAUUUCCCCCCCUCUAUUUUGUCUUUUCAAGUAAUUUUUUUUUGUUCUGCAUGCUUAGAUUGUAACACACCUAAUCUGAACCCUGCUUUCCCCCCAGGUCUCUGUCCCAUUGAUCUAAUAAUUGGAGGGAACAUGGGCUUCAUUACCCCAGUCCUAUUCCCGAAACAAAGCAGACCCCACUCCAGUGAAAAAUAUUUCUUUUUACCUCCAGCUAACCUUGCUUUGUCAUAGGCAUAUAUAUGUUAGAUCUGGGACCUUUUCCCAUUUAUUUAUUUAUUUAUUUGUCCAGUUACCUUACUCUGUUUCUGGGAAUCCAUUAAGAACGUAAAAGCUGCCCUCUUGGAUAAGUCAAUCUUCAAAUUGCCAAUCCAAUAACAAUGACAAUAAUAACAACA